Uranotaenia lowii is the source of this 1074-nucleotide messenger RNA. RefSeq lists its product as uncharacterized. Lineage: Eukaryota; Metazoa; Arthropoda; Insecta; Diptera; Culicidae. The transcript is spliced from 2 exons. The record is from RefSeq and is a predicted model, not a curated record. Gene Ontology annotation, molecular function: nucleic acid binding. The coding region runs from base 1 to 1074 and encodes 357 amino acids.
AUGGAAAAUCCGAUUUAUCAAUGUGUCCGUCAUCAACACGCAACGCCGAAUACAAUUUUCCAUGCUAUGUAUGCCCAUUUCCAUUUGGGCAUUCCGAAAAAGGAUCUAUCUCAAUUAUAUUGUAAAGCGGAAUCCACGAUCCACGAAUGGUUCAGAAAAUAUAGAGAAAAUGGAUCGGUAAAGCGGAAGCAACGUAUGGAAGUGUUCCGAAAAUUCAACACCGAAAAGCGUGUUUGGUUACUUGAACUCUACCAAGAAAACCCAAUGCUGUUUCUCGAUGAGGCUAGGCUCAAAUUCAAGAUUUGGCAUCCCUGGAUGCAAUUCCAACAGAACAUAAGCAUCAGGUCGAUUUGCACGAUUCUCCAUGAGUAUGGACUAUCAUGGAAAACGGUCGAACGUCGUUCUAUGGAAAUCCGGGAAUCGGAAAUUGUAAGAUUCGUCCGGGAGCUGCUUUCAAUUCCUUGGGAUACUUAUAACCUAGUUUUUUUAGAUGAGGUCAGCUUUGAUAACAGGGACAUGCUACGACGGAAGGGAUAUGGAGCUAUCGGCAAAAAAUUGAUUGUUUGUGGUGAGUUCUCCAGGAAGCCUCGACUGUCUUUUUUGUGCUUCCUUGGGGUGAAUGGGAUCCUGGAUAGUUUUUGGACAGAGGGAACUUUCAAUCGUAUAAAAUUUUUUGAAUCUUGCAAAAAAUUCGCUUUGAAAAAUCCCCAAGUUCAAAAAUAUCCAGGAUUUCACUCUGUCUGGAUUAUGGACGGUGCAAAAAUUCAUUGCCAGCCACAAAUAAUCCAGUAUUUACGCUCGAUUGGAAUAGUUCCAAUAUUCCUUCCGCCGUACUGUCCUUUUUUUAAUCCGAUAGAGAUUAUUUUUGGAUUGAUAAAAAAACAUCUACAAAGGCAUCGACAGGAAGGUUCCAAAAAUUUUUUGAUUGAUGUUUGCGACGCAAUCAAUCAAUUUAGGAUCUAUCCUUGCAAAAACAUUUUUGAACACUGCGGUUACUUCGGAGGAAAUUUUCUCCCAGAAAAAUGCCUGGCAGAAGAACAAGCCCGAGCUACUUUUUCAAAGAUUUCCAAAUAG